AUGGCAGCGGGCUGCGAGGAUCGCGGCGGAUGGGACGGCAUGCAAUGCCAAGGAAGAGAGGAUGGAGGGGCUGGUGAUGACGCUGCACAGGAUUGGGCGGCUGGUGAUGACGCUGCAGGGGAUGGGGCGGCUGGUGAUGACGCUUCAGGGGAUGGGGCGGCUGGUGAUCACGCUGCAGGGGAUGGGGCGGCUGAUUAUGGCUCAGCAGAAGCGCCCACCGAGGCAACAGCCGACUGCAGUGCUCCACGUCCAACUCUGUCCCCCCUCAGUGUCGUCCCGACCCCUCUAAUCAGAAGGCAUGCAGCCUACCUUUCGACCUAG
This is a messenger RNA of Closterium sp. Yama58-4, 321 nucleotides long. The record is from the annotation of a GenBank genome assembly. Lineage: Eukaryota; Viridiplantae; Streptophyta; Zygnematophyceae; Desmidiales; Closteriaceae.